Messenger RNA from Hemibagrus wyckioides, 5128 nucleotides. RefSeq names its product ATPase phospholipid transporting 10B (gene atp10b). The transcript has 21 exons. Gene Ontology annotation, cellular component: plasma membrane. Gene Ontology annotation, biological process: phospholipid translocation. Lineage: Eukaryota; Metazoa; Chordata; Actinopteri; Siluriformes; Bagridae. Bases 233 to 4072 code for a protein of 1279 amino acids. Gene Ontology annotation, molecular function: ATP binding; ATP hydrolysis activity; magnesium ion binding. The record is from RefSeq and is a predicted model, not a curated record.
UCUGUAUACACGGUGGUGGUAUGCUGUUCCAACAACAUGCCUUUCACUGACAUAUACCUAAAACAUCCUGAGCGGUCAGGGGAGUUUGACAGGUAAGUUCAGAGAUACUCUACCAUGUGUUGCUAUUCUUACUCAAGUGUCUCCCAGUGCCACGUGUCCAAGUGAUAUGAAAGAAAUGUGUCUACGAGGGCGAACAUUUCCGUAGGUUGUGCACAGAGACAGCUGAGACAGAAUGAGCUGGACAAGAGGUCUGGCCUCAGCCUGUCCUUUCUGGACUGGACGUGGAAAUGACAGCAAUGUGAGGACACUUGAAUCCAACCUGCUUUACGAGAACCAGAAAUCCAACGAUCAUCCCAACAGGAACUAUGCAGGAAAUGGCAUCAAGACCACAAAAUACACCAUCUGGUCUUUCAUCCCUGUGAACCUAGUGGAACAAUUCCGACGGGUCGCCAAUAUUUAUUUCGUGGGCUUGGCGGUGCUGAACUUUGUCCCAGCGGUGAACGCUUUUCAGCCACAGGUGGCCAUCAUUCCCAUUUGUGUCAUUCUGGCUUUGACCGCUAUCAAGGAUGCUUGGGAGGAUUUCAGACGCUACCAGAGUGAUCGCCAGCUCAACAGCAUGCCCUGCCUCGUCUAUAGCAGGAGCCAGCGGAGCUUUGUGGAGAAAAGAUGGAAGGAUGUACGUGUGGGGGAUUUUGUCCGAGUGCUCUCCAAUGAGAUCGUCCCAGCAGACAUCUUGCUCCUGCACACGUCCAACCCUAACGGAGUGUGCCACAUGGAGACGGCCAAUCUGGAUGGCGAGACCAACCUUAAGCAGAGGAAAGUGGUGCCUGGUUUCUUCACACCGAAUACUCAGUUUGAGCCGCUUAAAUUCAACAGAACUGUGGUUUGUGAGGAGCCCAACAACAACCUGAACAAUUUCAAUGGCUUUCUACAAAAAGACAUGGAGAAGACAGGCUUUGACAUUGAGAGCGUAUUACUACGUGGAUGCACUGUCAGAAAUACAGAUCAUGCCUCAGGGAUAGUGGUGUAUGCAGGCCAUGAGUCCAAGUCCAUGCUAAACAACGACAAGCCAAGGUACAAACGUAGCAAGCUGGAGAGAAAGAUGAACAAGGACGUCCUCUUCUGCGUGCUUCUACUCUUCUGCAUGUGUCUCAUAGGAGCCACGGGCCAUAUCUAUUGGUUGGAGACUUUCCCUAGCAUCCCAAGCUACUUUAUUCCCGAAACUGAUGGGACUUUUAUCCAGCCACUGCGAGCAGGAAUCUACAUGUUCCUUACCAUGAUUAUCCUACUGCAGGUGAUGAUCCCAAUUUCACUCUACCUGUCCAUUGAGCUGGUGAAGAUUGGCCAGGUGUUCUUCAUCACUCAAGACUUGGACCUGUAUGAUGAGGAGAAGAAUUCUCGGGUCCAAUGUCGUGCUCUUAAUAUCACAGAGGACCUGGGGCAGAUCCAGUAUGUCUUCUCAGACAAGACAGGGACUCUGACUGAGAAUAAAAUGGUGUUCCGCCGCUGCACAAUAAUGGGAACUGAAUUCCCUCACGAGGAUAACGCAACACGAUUGGCCAUUCUGGCAGGGGAGAUAGAUCAAGAUGAAGAUGUUGUUUACCAACAGAACAGUCAACCUUCUCUAUUUUCUCUGGAGGCUGUCCAGGAUGUCCCAGUGGGAGGCAGAGCGAACUUCAACACUUAUGCCAAGAGUGGAUUUUACAGGCCAAGGGUCUUAGCAGGAACCCCUGGAAGAUUUGCUUUCAGCAGCCCACUGGAAACUGAGGUGAUUCCAGACCAGACAUUGCUCCAGCUAGUAGAAGAUGCUGAGUGUGGGAGGAAAAAUGCACACUACCUGGAGUUCUUCCUGGCUUUAGCCAUCUGCAACACUGUAGUGGUUUCAACAAAAGCUGCCCAGAGACAAAGGGCUAAAGUGAAACGUAGCACUUCUCACUCCAAUUCACAAGGGUGUAUGGAGGGCCUAUUGAAUCAGGCAGCAUCAUUUAGGAAGCUGAUCGCAGGCAAAAGAAAGUCCUCUGAGCCUUUUCCCAUGGACUCCAUGGGAUCUCCUGUCAUCGAUGUCCCCAGUUUUUAUGGUUCUACAGAGAGCCUUUAUGAAGGCAGGAGCAGUUGGGGGUGGGACAAGACCGGAAGCAGUCUUUCUGUGAUAGAGGAUGUUUGCUAUGAGGCUCAGAGUCCAGACGAAGCAGCUCUGGUGCAUGCAGCCAAGGCUUACGGCUUCACCUUAAAGGAACGGACACCUCAUCAUGUAACUGUCCAGCUGCCUCAAGGAACACUGCUUAGGUUUGACGUGCUGGAUGUUUUGGCCUUUGAUUCAAACAGGAGGAGGAUGUCUAUAAUAGUGCGUCAUCCUGAAACCAAACAGAUUGUAAUGUACACAAAGGGUGCAGACUCUUGCAUCAUGGAGCGAGUACAGAAAGACAAACCACACCUGAAAAGUAAGGGUACAAAUAUUGUACAUAAGACUCAGAAUGACCUUGACACGUACGCCAGGGAUGGUUUACGGACCUUGUGUUUUGCAAGAAAGGUUAUAAAUGAAGAAGACUAUGAGAACUGGUUAGUUAUGAGACAAGAAGCCAAGGCAGCCAUAGAGGACAAAGAAGAGCUACUCACAGACACUGCAGCUUACAUGGAAGAGAACCUCACACUGCUGGGGGCCACUGGAAUUGAGGACCGCCUACAAGAAAAUGUUCCAGAAACCAUCCAGUCCUUGAGAGAGGCAGGAAUGAAAUUAUGGGUGCUGACCGGGGACAAACUUGAGACAGCUGUCAACAUUGCCUACUCCUGCAAGCUACUGGACCAGAAUGACCUGGUGUUCACUUUUAAAGUGCCAAACAAGGAUGCCUGUAGGAACAUGCUGAAUGGAGCUUUGAGUGAGAUACCUCAGUUUGGGGGUGAGAUGCCCAGAAUUGGUUUGGUGAUUGAUGGUCAAAUCCUGGGCCUGCUCCUGAAUGACGAUCUGCAGGCUCACUUCUUGCGGUUAUGCCAACAUAGCCGCUCUGUGCUGUGCUGCAGAGCAACACCACUGCAGAAGAGCAAAGUCGUCACACUGCUGCGUGACAGGCUCAAGGUCAUGACUCUUGCUAUAGGUGAUGGUGCCAAUGACGUAAACAUGAUUCAAGCAGCAGAUGUCGGUGUGGGAAUAUCAGGGCAGGAAGGCAUGCAGGCUGUUAUGGCCAGUGACUUUGCAAUAUCUCGCUUCAAACACCUGAAGAAGCUUCUUCUGGUUCACGGUCACUCCUGUUACACACGACUGGCAAACAUGAUCAUCUAUUUCUUCUACAAGAAUGUGGCUUACGUCAACCUCCUGUUCUGGUACCAGUUCUUCUGUGGCUUCUCUGGCACGGCCAUGAUUGACUACUGGUUCAUGAUUUUCUUUAACCUCAUCUUCACAUCCACUCCACCCAUCAUGUUUGGCAUCAUGGACAGUGAGGUUUCUUCUAACAUGCUCCUCCAUCUGCCUGAACUCUAUAAAAGAGGCCAGCGUUCUGGGGGAUACUGUCGUACAACCUUUUGGAUAGCUAUUGUAGAUGCCUUUUAUCAGAGUCUUGUUUGCUUCUUUGUCCCAUACUGUACAUACAAAGGAUCUGAUAUUGGCAUCUUCUCUUUGGGAACCCCCAUGAACACUGUGUCUUUGUUCACCAUCCUUCUUCACCUGGCAAUUGAGAUCAAGAGCUGGACAGUGGUGCACUGGGUGAUCAUGUUGGGGAGUGUCUUGGUGUUCUUCAUCGUGACUCUGGCUUUCAGCGCCCUCUGCAUCAGCUGCAACCCCCCUUCAAACCCAUACUGGAUCAUGCAGCAGCAAAUGCAAGACCCUGUUUUCUACCUGGUCUGCAUUUUAACCACAGUUGUAGCACUGCUGCCAAGAUUCACAGUUCAUGCCCUGAGGGGAACACUAGUGCCCUGUGAUCACCUCAAGGCGAGGCAGAUAGACCAGCUGGCCCCAGCCCAGCGGGAAAUGUGGCUCACAGAGUGGAGGAGCCUAAAAGACCUGUGCAGCUCCUACCCCAGCCUGUCCUCCUCCACACGUAAGCGUUCAGCUGCAGCUACAGUCCACGAUGCAGCUUAGUGCUGCAGCGCUCUCGACAAUAAUGUAAAAUACAGGAGAAAAGGAGCUCAAGAACUGGCUUUUUAGAGACUGAACAUUUUAUUACAAUUUCAUACUUACUUGAACUUUUGCCCAAAGCCCAAAGUGUGUAAGGGUAACACGCCAUAGAUAAAAGUAAAGACAUCAUGAUUAUGCAAAGAAUACUUUAAUGCAGUGUUAAAAUAGUGAACUGGGCUGAUUCAAGGAAUAACCCAAACAGCACUGAGCCAUGCUUACUCAGUUGCUGAAUCAGCUUCCUCCAGCCUUUUCUCCACUAACAAGCCUCAUGGAUUAACCAUGGAAUUUAACUCCAAGUAGAUCUCUGAGGUUCUUUCAAGCUCUGUGAGAAGUUCAGACUAUUAUGCUGCACAUUCCAUUCUGGUCGAUCAAUGCACCACCCACAGUUUCUCAGUAAACACCUCGAAAUGAGCUGCUUUUCUGGACUUGGUGAUUUGAAGUGGCGUUGGCUUCCCCGUGAGAAACCUACUUUCACUGUGAGAAACCUCAUUUGUAUUCAGAGGCGCUUCGAGCUGCUCAUGAAAUAAUUGAGGAUUGCAGAUGUUACAUAAUAUCUCGGUAUUUUCAGUUCAUGAAUCCAUGUUGACAGCAUGCUGGGCUUGAUGGUGAGAGACAGAAACACAAGUAUUGCAGCAUGAUAUAGAAGCAUCUCUGACUACUUUAUGUUUAAUUAUUUAACAUUAUAUUUAACUAGAUUGUGUGUGUGUGCGUGCAAGUGUGUGCAGGAAUACAAACUAAUUGCAUCUCUGACGUGUCAUUGACGUUCCUCUUUCUUCAAGGAAAACAGUGAUGAUUCCACACAAAUGGCCGCAUAGUGAGAUAAAGCUGAGUAAAUCUCAGUCUUCUCUUCUACCUCUUGCUUAAGUGCCCUCUGUAGCUGAAGCUUGCAAUAAAAUGGGUCUAGGAGUGAUUCGAUUUGGAGAGCUCGUUGCAUUUUUAUGUAAUGAUGUCAGAGCCUGUAUGAAUGGACCAUUUUUGCCAUCUUGUGUUGGACUGCUGAACUGCAAAUUGUAUCUAUAC